GAUUCUCUGAUCGGAAACACUCAGUUGACCGAGUCGAGAUGCACGAAGCGGGUCAGCCCCACAGAAAGGCUGCGCUUACUUGGCUUGCGCGCACCCAGGUGUGUGGGAUCGACGCGGGCCUGCAGGAUCAACUGAAAGAUGAGGCGAAUUACUGGAAGGAGGUAUUGAGGAGAGUUGUGGCCGUGAUCAAAUUUCUGUCAGAGCGUGGGCUCGCUUUCAGGGGAGAAAAUGAAACACUGGGCUCAGUGCACAACGGCAAUUAUUUGGGCAUCUUAGAGUUGCUGGCCAAGUUUGACCCAUUUUUGGAUGAACACUUAAAACGUUUUGGAAACAAGGGGAGGGGAACACCCUCAUAUUUGUCAUCGACUGUAUGCACUGAGUUUAUUGCACUCAUGGGCCAGCGAGUACAAUCAGAGAUAAUAAUGCAGCUUCAACACGCAAAGUAUUUUUCACUUAUUGUGGAUUCUACACCAGAUUUGAGUCACACUGACCAACUAACAUUUGUGGUGCGUUACGUGUCUCAGGAGGGCAAGAUCUUUGAGAGAUUUUUGAAAUUUCUGCCCAUUUUUAGCCAUACAGGCGAGUCCCUUUUUGACUCAGUCACGGGUGUGCUGCAGGACAUGCACAUAGACAUUAAAAAUUGCCGGGGACAGUGCUAUGACAACGCGUCUAACAUGGCAGGUGCAUACAAGGGAUUGCGUGCCCGAAUUCAGGAAAUAAACCCACUUGCGGAUUGGAUUCCAUGCGCGGCCCACUCCCUGAACCUUGUUGGGGUCUGUAGUGUGGAUUGUUGCCGUGACGCCAGCUCUUUUUUUAGGCUAGUUCAAUCCAUCUUCACUUUUUUCUCAGCUUCGCCUAGCCGCUGGAAAAUAUUAAUGGAUGGACUGGAGUCUAACGAGAACAAACGCAUGGAGAUGGUGAAGGGACUUUCAUCGACGCGAUGGGCAGCACACGCCCGGGCUACAAAAGCUCUCCGUUUAAAUUUAAAAAAUAUCCACGACACUUUAAACGAGAUAGCAGAAGACGACCAUCAGAAAUCAGCCGCACGAGAUGAGGCGAAGUCUCUAGCAAAAAAAUUGAAUAGAUUCGAGACAGCAUUCCUCGCCAUCAUAUGGGAUACCGUGCUGCAAAGAUUUGACAUCACAAGCAGGGCCCUGCAGACGGUGGAGUUGGACCUAGUUACUGCUGUGGAAUUGCUCCAGUCCCUCAUAGACUUUGUGUCCAAUUUACGCUCCCAGUACAAACACUUGGAAUCCCAGGCCAAAUCGCUAUCACUGUCACAGCAGUACACUGUGACUCGACAGGUGAAGCGCACCGGCACCACACCGGCCGAUGACACAGACGAACCAACCCUUGUGUCCAAUGCGGGAGAAAAUCGCUUUCGGGAGACAUUCUUUGUCAUCAUAGACAAACUGAUCAGUGCAUUACAACAGAGACACGCAGUGUACAAAGAAACGUCCACCUACUUCGGAUUUCUAACGCAACUGGACACAUUGUCUCUCAGUGAAAUACGCGAGAAAAGCGUCAACCUGCAGGCAAAAUACCACGAAGACCUGGCUGAUGAUUUCCCUGAUGAACUAGGACAGUUUUUGCAUUUCGCAAAGUCUCCACUGUAAACAGGCAGCCGAUGAACCUACUGUCAUUCAUUCGAGAAAGGAAUCUACAACAAGUUUUUCCAAAUGUCGACAUAGCACUGCGGAUCUACCUUACAUUGCCUGUCAGCAAUGCCAGCGGGGAGAGGUCAUUUUCCAAACUUGGAAUUAUCAAGAACAGGCUGAGAACGACAAUGUUGGAGGAGAAACUUAACAAUCUGACUUUAAUGUCAAUUGAGCAAGACAUGCUGGCCCAAAUGAACUUUGAGGAGCUCAUUAAUGAUUUCGCACGGAAGAAGAGCAGAAGACGGGCCUUCUGAAGUCCCUUGGUGAGUCAUGUUUGCCGCGGCGGCCUCCUCUAUAUGACCCAGCCCCAUUAAUGUGUAAAAUAGUUUUAGCUUGUUUGUGUGCACAUUUCAAACAGUUCACCCCAAAUAUGUUGCAUCGUACGGUCCUGCCUGUCUUCUUGCUUGGUGUUUGUUGUGCGUAACCGGACAUGUACCAGGGCGUUACUCCCGGAGUAAAUUAACCAUUCAAUGCCCAAACCGUUUGAGCCAUAGCCAGGGCCUUCAUUGACCUUUGUUUAAUAGCCUACAUUGUUUUAUAGUUUUUGACGAGUUUACAAAAACAGGAUACAUUUCUAUAAAUUAAGUAACUUUCAAAAAACAUUUCAUUUAUGUUGUCUGGGCCUAACUUGCUGUACUUGAUAGCAAAUGCAUUUUAGGGCCUAUUACUUUUUCUGUAAUGAUUUGCCAAAGUCACCAAAUCACCAAUUUCAUACUUUCUUUUUUUCUACAUUUUCAAAUAGGCCAAUUCAGAUACAUUUUGUUUCCCCAUCCUCAUUCUGUCAGCUUUGUCAACACUACUGCAAUUAUAAUAAAGCUACCCUUGAAUUGAAAUGAAUUUAAUUGAAUUGAAAUCAUAUUACCAGUUCACUUUAAAUAGAUUGGUCAUAGAUUGGUAGGCCUACUGUGUACGCUGAUGUGUCAGUGGGUUUGUGUGAGGUCAUGCGUCAGAACAUCAUGAUAUGAAGGGCCUCACCCGGGUAAUUAGCCCCGGGCCUCAGAAAGUGUUAAUCCGGCCCUGACCCAGACUGAACUGGGCAGUGGAGGUUGUUGGUCUGCAGGUGGCUGUUCAGCUGGUCUAGGACUAUCCGCUCAAGAAGCUUAGAGACAACAGGAAGGUUUGAGACUGGUCUAUAGUUCUUCAAGCAGUCUGGAUCUGCAUCCUUCUUCUUUAGGGUCGGUUUGACAACCGCCUUCUUCAACUCACUAGGAAACUCACCCUGCAUCAUCGAGAUGUUAACAAUGUGCAGUAGAAUGGGCACAAGCUCGUUUGAGCACUUCUUCAGGAGGAAUGUUGGUAUAGGGUCUAAGCAGCAGAACUUGCUGGACAGUUUAGAGAUGUACUUCAACAGAGAAUCUUUGCUGAUGUGAUCAAAUGCUUCACACUUUAUUCCCACAGGGUACUUAAAAUCAUCAUCUGCUGGUUUCCUCUGGUUUUCUUCUUCAGCUUCAGCUUCAAUACUGGAUCUGAUGAAACCGUUCCUGAGCCUGACGUAAUCAUCGUGUGUUCCUUUUCCCUUCCUCCAUGCUGUCUCUGCAGCCCUUCUUUUCCUCUGCAAUACACGUAGCUCCUCAUCCAUCCAGGGGCGAUCUUCAGGGGCGAUCUUUUAUCAACAGUCUUGUUGAUAACCGGACAGUGCUUGUCCAUGAGUUCCAGCAGUACUUUGUUGUAGAGAGAGACAGAUUCCUCAAGGCUCGCAGAGCACCACUUGCUCCAGUGACACAGAUUGUAGGAUAUCCUCCCUGAAAUCAUCAAUAACAAUCUCGUUAAAGUCCCUGUAACUGAUUUUCCUAGCAUCAUCAACAAGAUGUGAGACACUAGCUGAAACUUCUGCUCUCACCAAAGAAUGGUCCGAUGAUGUUCCCGAGUCUACAACACUAAUAGAGUGCACACAGUCUCUAAACCCAUCUGUUGUGAUAAUAAGGUCAAGUGUCCCUCCAAGAUUGUGCGUUGGCACCAGUGGCACACACUGUUGAAGUCCAUGUUGGCUAAGUAGUGUAAAAAACUUCUCAGGGUAGUGGUCACCAGGUCGCUCAACGUGUAUGUUGAAGUCGCCGGCCAUAACUGGAGUUCCUGGCUUAUUGGAGAGGUCAGAGAGGUAAUCACUAAAUUCCUCAAGGAAAAAACCCUCAGUAUACCGAGCCUUCUUCGUGUACGGUGGCCUGUAGAUAUUUACCAGACGUAGCAUCGCACUCUCGGUCUCAAUAACAGUCUCCAUAACUUGAUAGGAUUUGUAUUUCUUAACAUUAGUAUUGGACUUCAGCUUGAGGUUUUUGUUGUAGAUAACAGCAAUACCCCCUCCAGAACGGUGCUUCCGUGGGUCAGAAACUAUUCCCCAGCCAUAGUCUUUGAUCUCUUGUAGCUUUGCAGUAUCUGCAUGCUGGAGGAAAGUCUCCUGAACAAAGCAUAUAUCAAUCUCCUGGUCUGCAAGAUGCUCAAGAACACCAACUGUUUUGUUCACAAUGGAGUGUGCGUUGAAACUUGCCAGUAUUAGUUUAUCCCAAGUUCUUUUUGAAGAUCCCUUGACCUCUGAACAGUCGUUUUUUGCCUCAUCACUCCCGAAGGUCCUCCCCAUGAUCUGAGCUCUCUCUUUGACGUGGAAGGGACAGAGCCUAUCAGCUGCUGUGUGUGUCCUACACUUAUCCUUCUCUCUCUUGUUGUUGCUGUGGCUGCAGUUACUACACUUGAUAGCGGCAGUAUCCUUACUUUUGCGUCUUUGGCAGUCUUUAGAAGUGUGUGAACCAGCGCAAUACGAGCAGACAGGUGUACUUUUCUUCUUACAGUACGGAGAGCCACUCAUGUGUCCGUAUUCCUGGCAGUCGAAGCACUGUACCACAUGGUACCUAUCUGACUCUGUGCUGUCGGAGGUCUACAUGUAUCCAGUCACCGGACUCCCUCAAACACUGUCUGAUUCUAGGUGAAACCUGGAGUACUACAAAAUCCUUGGUCUUUUUGUCAAGGAAAACAACCUUGAACAAUUCUCCUUCUUUCAGCCGCCGAAUACCCUGAUUCUUUUCUAGGAUCUUCUUCUCUAGGUCCUCACCACAGCUGUACUCAGCCUCCAGAUCAAACAUUGUCAGCUUAGGAUCCAGCUUCUUUCUCUCUGUGGUCUUUGAGGUAGCCUUGUACUUCGAUUCCAGAGCUUCUUUUGCACUGUCCCGGUGCUCCUUGGUCGAGAAAGUCAUGUUAACAGCUCCUUUAACUUCAUGGUGUUGAGUCUUCAGAAUAGGGAUCGUGGGUACAGAGGUCUUGAGAUCUCGCUUCACUACGUCCACAUAUUCCUGGUGAGAUCUCUUCUUAGGUUCUUCAUCUCCUACCACUUGCCUCUUGAGGAAAAGGCUGUAGGUCUCGCUCGGCUGGUCGCUAGUAGGGAGUAGGUCUGUUAUCUCUUUCCUAACAAGUGCAGGAACAUCAGAGUCACAGCUGGAGUCGGCCGACACCUUCUUCAGCUCAUCUAAGGCCUUCAAUGAGAACUUGUAGAAAUCCUUUGCGAGGAUAAAAAGAGAUGUCUUUGAGUUCUUGGGAUCCAUAUCCCCGUACUCCAUGUUAAUAUCCAUCUUCCGAUUACCUGCUAGACUGUUCUUUAGUUCAUCUAGUUCUGCGGCAAGCUUUGCCGCCUUAUCAUCACUCAUGGUGACGCUACUUUGCCUUUUCGUCAAAUUGCGCUCUCUGGUUUCCGGGUUCCGGGUUGUCCUGAACGCAGCAUUAGCUUGAGCUAGCUCUGGGGGGCUAGCUCUAGU
This is a messenger RNA of Gadus chalcogrammus (walleye pollock), 5398 nucleotides long. Its product is annotated as zinc finger MYM-type protein 1-like. The record is from RefSeq and is a predicted model, not a curated record. Bases 39 to 1616 code for a protein of 525 amino acids. Lineage: Eukaryota; Metazoa; Chordata; Actinopteri; Gadiformes; Gadidae. The transcript is spliced from 2 exons.